GGGCGGAGCGGGCCCGGCUUGGGUUGGGAGGAGAAGGAGGCGGAUUCUCGACUCGGAGCGGCAUGGAGAGCGCGUGAGGGAAGAAGGCAGGCAGGCAGGCGGGAGCCAAGGCUGCGAUGGCCACGGCGAGGGCAGGACGGGGCUCCUUCUUCCUCCUUCUCAGUGCCUUCCUCCUGGCAGUUGGGGCUCAAGCGAAGAUUAUCUUUACCAAGGAACCAUACUCCCAGGAUGCCUUACAUGGCCGUGGUGCCAUCUUGCGUUGUGAAGUAGAAGACCCAAGUGACACAGAGUUUGAAUGGCUACAGAAUGGGAUCCCUGUUCAGGACACCGAACGCCGUUUCAAAGAAGGGAGCAACCUUCAGUUUACGUCUGUCGACCGGCAGCAAGAUGGCGGGAACUUCCAAUGUGUGGCCAGGAAUGUAGUGACUGGAGAGGAAGCACGGACAGCAAAUGCAUCUUUCAACAUAAAAUGGAUUGAUACAGGUGGUGUUGUCCUGAAGAACCCAGCUAGAGUGGACGAUAUACAGAGUUCUGCUCCAGUAGUUUUGCGUUGCCACAUUGAUGGGCAUCCACGCCCAACAAGUCAGUGGUUCCGGGACGGCACUCAGGUCAUUGAUGAUCGUACUAUCUACUCAGUCAGCAACAAGGAACGGACGUUGACUCUCAAAAGCGCCAGCCCUGAUGACAAUGGCAUUUAUUACUGUUGUGCUCGAAAUGCUGUGGGCUUUGUGUGCAGCAACAACAACUUCACUCUCAACAUCAUAGAUGAGAGUUUCCCUCGCCCAGUGGUUGUUCCUGAGAAUCAGAUUGUCAAUAGGAAUGAGGAGGCCAUGUUCCAUUGCAAAUUCCAAGCUGUUCCACCUCCCACUCAGGAAUGGCUAUUUGAAGACACCCCUGUUAGUAAUCAGAGCAGGACUGUGGUGUUUUCCAAUGGCUCCAUAUUGAUCACUCAGGUGAAACGACGCAGUGCUGGGGUCUAUAAAUGUGUUGCUCGUGGACAGAGAGGGAAACCUGUUGUCUUGGAGGCAACACUGCAGUUGGCAGAAAUUGAAGAUUUCCCUCACCUUUUUGAACCAAAAACUUUCAUAGCCAACAGAGAACAGCGUGUGACAUGCGUGGCCCCUCGAGGAGUCCCUGAACCCCGUAUUUGGUGGGAGAGAAACAACGUUCAAAUCCCCACUACUGGCAGAGUACGUCAAGAAGCUGAGGACCUUGUGUUCAGUAGCAUUGUGGAGAAGGAUGGUGGCCAGUAUACGUGUCACGCAGCGAACAAAGCCGGCGAAAAAACACAGAACCUUAUCAUCACAGUAGCCACAAUGCCCAGGUGGGUGGAAAAGCCCAAGGAGAGUCGUCUGGAAGAGGGUAAACCAGGCUAUCUCCACUGUCUCAGUGAAGCGUCUCUGAAGCCGAUUGUCAGCUGGUUCCGCAAUGGCAACCCUGUUUCAGAGGAUUCCCGCUUUGAAAUUGCUGAGAAUGGGACACUCCGUAUUAACAGCGUGGAAGUGUACGAUGGAACAGUGUUCAAGUGUGUGAGCAGCACUCCAGCCGGGAGUAUUGAGGAACAAGCUCGGGUGUUUGUUCUGGAGAAGCUGAAGUUUACUCCUCCUCCUCAGCCACUGCAGUGUGUUGAAUUUGAUAAAGAGGCCACUGUAUCCUGCUCAGCCACAGGACGGGAAAAGCCUACAAUCCAGUGGAUUAAAUCUGAUGGGAGUAGCCUUCCAAAUUGGGUCCAUCACAGUGGUGGAAACCUACACUUCCAAAAAGUGACAAGGAAUGAUGCUGGAAACUAUACUUGUAUUGCUUCCAACAGUCCACAAGGAGAGAUAAGAGCAACAGUUCAGCUCACAGUAGCAGUCUUCAUUAGCUUCAAGCUGAAGCCAGAUGACACAACAGUAUACUCAGGACACACAGCUAUGUUCCAGUGCCAAGCUGAGGGUGACCCCGUGCCACACAUCCAGUGGAAAGGGAAGGACAGGAUUGUGGAGCCUGACAAAUUCUUACCCAGGAUCCAAAUUAUGUCCAAUGGCUCUCUGGUAAUAUAUGAUGUCACCACUGAGGAUUCUGGCAAAUACACCUGCAUUGCAGGCAAUAGUUGCAACAUCAAGCAUCAUGAAGCUUUUCUCCAUGUUGUGGACAAACCCAUGACAGAAGGGGAUACAUCCAACAGCCACACUCCCUAUAAAAUGAUCCAGACCAUAGGGCUGUCUGUUGGUGCUGCGGUGGCAUACAUUAUCAUUGUACUGGGCCUCAUGUUUUACUGCAAAAAGAGAAGGAAAGCCAAGAGGCUAAAGAAGCAGCCUGAGGGAGAAGAGCCAGAGAUGGAAUGCCUGAAUGGGGGCACACUGAUGCAAAACGGACAGACUACAGCUGAGAUCCAGGAAGAAGUGGCUCUGAACAAUCUUGGUAGCAGUUCCGCAGCUAGCAAGAGGCACAGUGCUGGUGAUAAGAUGCACUUCCCUCGCUCUAAUCUUCAGACAAUCACUCCUCUGGGAAAGGGGGAGUUUGGAGAAGUCUUCCUGGCCAAGGCAAAAGGCAUUGAAGACAACGAAACUGAGAUGCUUGUUCUGGUCAAGAGCCUCCAGACUAGGGAUGAACAACUGCAGCUAGAUUUCAGGCGAGAAUUUGAGAUGUUUGGUAAACUGAACCACAGCAAUGUGGUGCGACUUCUUGGUCUGUGUCGGGAAGCAGAGCCUCAUUAUAUGAUUCUGGAAUAUGUGGAUCUGGGAGACCUGAAGCAGUUCCUGAGAAUUUCCAGGUCUAAAGAUGAGAAACUCAAGCCUCAACCCAUUAGCACAAAACAGAAGGUUUCCUUCUGCUGCCAAGUGGCAUUGGGCAUGGAGCAUCUCUCCAACAACAGAUUUAUACACAAAGACCUGGCAGCUCGCAACUGCCUUGUCAGUGCACAAAGGCAGGUGAAGGUGUCAAGCCUGAGCCUCAGCAAGGAUGUUUACAACAGCGAAUACUAUCAUUACCACCAAACCUGGAUCCCCCUCCGCUGGAUGCCCCCAGAAGCUGCCUUGGAGGAUGAAUUCUCUACCAAGUCUGAUGUCUGGUCCUUUGGGGUCGUCAUGUGGGAAAUAUUCACGCUGGGGGAAAUGCCCUAUUCCAAGCUGGCAGAUGAAGAGGUGCUAGCAGGUUUACAGUCUGGGAAGAUGAAGCUUCCCCAUCCAGAGGGUUGCCCCUCCAAGCUGUAUAAGUUGAUGCAGCGCUGCUGGUCUGCCAGCCCGAAGGACCGCCCGUCUUUCAGCGAGAUCGCCAACAUGCUUGGAGAGAGCCCCUCGGAAAGCAAGGCAUGAGCAUGGAUGCUCUAGCCCCUCUUGCUGGAGCUCGGGAUUAGCUGAAACUUCGUUUUGGCAUUUUGACUGUUACAGACUCUCAAAUGGGACCUAAGAGUUGAAUCCCAAAGGGACCAUGGAUUCUUAAAGCUGACAGACAGAGGUUUUGGACACCAUCUCUCUUGAUCUGCGGCCUCUUCAUCAAGGUCCCAAUCCCCUGCGCCUGACCAGGCUGCAUUCCUCCAGGUUCUACCUCCAAAUACCCACAGGGCUAAUUCACAAUAUCCAAGAGAUGAAGGGGGUGUGGGGACCCACUACCACAGGCCAGAUUUACCAGUGGAAGACUGGGGCAAGGAUUGGGACUUCUCUGUCAUGGCACAUCUAACUUUCCCUUUUGCCCAUCCUUUUCUUCUUGAAUACUUUUCUCAACAAAGCACAGGCAGGUUCUUCUAAGGGAGACUCUUUAAUUUGGGGAGGGAGCACACGGUAAGGGGCGGGGUGGGUUUCUAUGCUUCUGCGCGGUUCACAGGGUUCAGGGUGAAGACCCUGAGAUGUCUGAAGUGAGAAAAAGGCCCUGAUGUUAUCAUUGGGAGUCUGGCGGCUUCCGUACAUACAAUUCCGCAUCCCUUUCUGUAGAUGAUGGAGCUUCCUGCUACAGUCAUCUUCCCUGUCAUCCCACAUUUGGAUCAUUUUUGAACUUACCAACCUUCUCCCAUGUCAGUGGCUUGACCCAGGAUGCUUUGGGGCAUGACCUGCCAUGGGUGGAUAGCCUCAUCUGAAAGGUGUUGGGUGUAUUCUAUCCAUGGCUAUAUCCCUGCCAUUUCCAUGGAAGUGGGCCCUUGCGCACAAUCUAGUGUUCUCCCACACUGGAAAGGAGGCCCCUUCCUUAUCUCCCACCACAUGUUGUCCUCUUUUCAAGUCCGUGAGGAACCAGUAUAUUUAUUACGCAGAACUUCUGUCUUUUUCUGUCUCCUCCUGGUCCUGUCAGUCUGUCAGGCCUUCUGGCACCUCCCAACAUAUCCAAACAUAGGAGCAACAAACACUAAGUGCCUGGCAUAUGAAGGAGAUUCUCACUCGCUUUCCUGACUAUCCAAUGCCGCCUUUUUAUAUGAUUAUUUGGGGCAAUGUUUCUUUUUCCUUUCUUACUUUUUUUUAACGUUGACACCUCUCAGCCUUAGUAAUUUUUAUAUAUAUAUAUGUUAUUACUGAAAUUGCAGCCUAGAAUCAUUUUAGUUACAGUUUGCUUGAGCGGAGGGGUAGAACAGCCAAGAGAUUUUUUUUAAGAUGAAAUAUGCUGCUUUCAAUAAAAGUUCCCUCUGUUUUUACAAAAAAAAAAAACACAAGGUAAACCUA
Anolis carolinensis (green anole) is the source of this 4628-nucleotide messenger RNA. It is a transcript of the gene ptk7, whose product is annotated as protein tyrosine kinase 7 (inactive). The transcript has 20 exons. The coding region runs from base 117 to 3296 and encodes 1059 amino acids. The record is from RefSeq and is a predicted model, not a curated record. Gene Ontology annotation, molecular function: ATP binding; axon guidance receptor activity; protein kinase activity. NCBI's taxonomy places the organism in Eukaryota, Metazoa, Chordata, Lepidosauria, Squamata, Anolidae. Gene Ontology annotation, cellular component: neuronal cell body; plasma membrane; axon. Gene Ontology annotation, biological process: synapse organization; protein phosphorylation; homophilic cell-cell adhesion.